This is a messenger RNA of Cydia amplana, 1088 nucleotides long. Its product is annotated as KH domain-containing, RNA-binding, signal transduction-associated protein 2-like. Gene Ontology annotation, biological process: regulation of alternative mRNA splicing, via spliceosome. The record is from RefSeq and is a predicted model, not a curated record. NCBI's taxonomy places the organism in Eukaryota, Metazoa, Arthropoda, Insecta, Lepidoptera, Tortricidae. Gene Ontology annotation, cellular component: nucleus. The transcript has 10 exons. The coding region runs from base 77 to 1000 and encodes 307 amino acids. Gene Ontology annotation, molecular function: mRNA binding.
GAGUUGCUGGGAUAUAUUAUACAGAUAAGUGUGGUGCAGUGCAGUGAAGUGCGAGUGUGAUGUGGGAAGCCUGAGCAUGGAGAGUGGUUUGCCGGCGUCCGACGCCGACGACGGCCCGCCGGGCUCGUCCGGCAGCGGUUCCUCGUCCGGUACCGGAUACUAUCAUAAAAACGGCGAGUGGCGCGGCGAGCGGCGACUAUUGGAUAUCACGAGAGACAAACCUGUCAAGCUGUGCGUUCGAGUCGCAGUCCCUGUCAGGGACCAUCCUAAGUUCAACUUCGUCGGGAAGCUGCUCGGCCCAAAGGGCAACUCUUUGAAGAGGUUACAAGAAGACACGCUGUGUAAGAUGGCCGUGCUCGGCCGGGGAUCCAUGAAAGACAGACAGAAGGAAGAAGAACUACGCGUGUCAGGCGACCCGAAGUUCUCACACUUAGCUGAGGAACUCCACGUGGAAGUGAGCGCCUUCGCCACGCCCGCCGAGGCGCAUGCGCGAGUAGCGUAUGCUUUGGCAGAACUUAGACGGUUUUUAGUUCCGGACUACAACGACGACAUCCGGCAAGAGCAGAUGCUGGAGAUGCAGCUGCUUGCGCAGGCGCCGCGCUCGCCGCCCGCCACCCCGCCGCACCCCGCGCCCCGCCUCAGCCCGGCGCCGGAGGACCACAAACACAGGGCCACAGGGCUGGCGUGCGCGCCGCUCGCGGCCGCCGCUCGCGACUACUCGCCGCCACUGCCCGCGGUUCCCGAGCACCAGCACCAUCAGCUAGCAGCGAGCCAUGGAGUUCUGAUGGGCGGCGUGCUGCCGCCACACUUGCUGCACAACUCUAUACUAGGUAGUAACGGCGGGGAGCUUCUGGGCCUGGGAUCGCCGGUUCUGCGCGGAGUACUGCGCGCGCCGCCCGCGCCGCCCGCGCCCCCCGCGCCACAAGGUCGGUGCGGCUGGGGCUGCGACGGGUGCGGCGGUGGGGCGCAAGCGGCCGCUGCUGGGCGCCGCGCGCGCUAACAUGUCGCCAACCAAGCGCGCCGUCAUCACGCUGCUGGCGCGCGCUCGCGCCGCCGCGCACCGCCGCCCGCCCGCCUGGCGACACGAG